Messenger RNA from Somion occarium, 3354 nucleotides. The record is from the annotation of a GenBank genome assembly. NCBI's taxonomy places the organism in Eukaryota, Fungi, Basidiomycota, Agaricomycetes, Polyporales, Cerrenaceae.
CAGACCCCGAAGCACUCAUAAGAUUUAAGCAAGCCCGCAUGUUCGCAUUCGUUUCAUUUAUCGUUUGAUCUGGAAUAGUUUCCAGUGGAGCGCAACGAUAUGCAUGAACAGCGGAGAGAGGAUGGGGGGUAAGAGCCCGCUUUCCGUACGACGGACACAGAAAUCGCGAAGUUCGAGGCCUGCCGUCAAUCAGUACUCUCUAUACGUGGACACGUACUUUGGAUGCACCUGUGAUUAGCGUCAUGAACAUGACUCACUGCUCACCAGGAAGGGCGCCGCAUGCCAUAUACUUAUGCCUGUCAUACAUUCCACAACGCUUCAUUCGUCAGUAGAUACAUCCUGAAAACGGUGGUACAUGCGAUCAGGCAAGAAUCUGUGUCAAAAGAGUAAUAUACCUACAACGACGAGGCUAGAAAACGCAAUAGGACAUUUUCUGGGCUACGAUGAUUCGUGAACACAAAAUUGAUUGCAGGAAAGAAUCAUCUCCUACUCACCCCUUGAGCGUUCCUUGCAUCCUUUUGAAAAGCAUAGCCGAAAGACCACUUCUGCAGGAUUCUAAUACAUUCGUUAGAGAACGGCAGUUAAGUAUCCAACACCUUCGUCUGAAUGGUGGCUCUAAGCCGCAGCGAGCCACAAAUUGCUGGCCACGUUUGCAGUUUGCCAUGUGGUGUCUUCCCACAGUGAUACAUCCAUAUAUAGUAGGUGCUGUGGUUCGCUGACAUUUCGGUGAUACCCGCGUUCUGGCAGUGCUUGUAGGCCUAAAAGGAGCUCGAUCUCGAACUUAAUCCCGUAUCCGCCAAGUCGUGCUUGUCGACGGCAUGGAGGAAGAGCAGUCUCAAGGGUUUCUGACACCUACACCGGAACACUUGGCAUCAGUCAAGGUAUUUCCACUAAUACCGAGCUUGAAGAAGGAUGUACUUCAAACGAUUGAUUCUGCACUGAGUUGGGAACAGCUCACAGCGUCUGACAUCAACUUUGCCAUCGUGAGGCCAUUAGUUUUCAAAUAUGCAAAACUCGAUAAUAUGGCCGUCAUCUACGCAUGCUUCGUAGUUCGAUCAUAUUUCGUACAAGAAACUGAAGAGAAUCUCGCCUAUUCUGGCGUGAUGUUGUCCAGGGCACAUUUGUGCGAACUCAUGGCAAUGAAGUUACUCGGACACUUUUCCUCAAAUCAAAUGAGGUUGAUUGCAACAUUGACCGCGAGCUGGAGCCCUCUAGCCGGCGCACCACCUGAGAUUAUAGCUGAAGUCCGCGAACUUGUCAGCAAUGAGGAAUCAUUGUCUGAACCCCAAUGCGCCUUAGAGAUGGCCAUCGCGACAGAGUCUAAACGUUUCUUGUCCUCUCCCGUGGUUCAAACCAUCGUAAAUGAUAUCUAUGCAGGCCAUGUUGUCUUCUCUAUGACAUCCAAUCGUUCGGUUUUGGCCGACAAUUACAAACCCCGUUUCAUUGAGGUUUAUGACGUCCACAAAGCCCCAUUUCUUGACCACUACAGAUUGAGAGUCCCGAAAUACGGCGCGAUUUUGGAAUUUCUGAACUUCGCCGCACUCCUAAUGCUCUUUCUGUUAUGCCUUGCGAACAAAGAUCUGACCAGGAUGACACCAUUUGAAAUCUUGUUCAUCGUCUUUGCUUCGGCGUUUGCACUGGAAGAAUACACAGCAUCCAAGGAGCAUGGAUGGGGAAUUUAUAUCGCCAGUCUAUGGAAUGUUUUCGACACCUCUUUCAUAAUUAUCUUUCUGGCUUACCUUAUAUAUCGAAUCAAGGGGCUCUCUUCUCACAAUCUCGAGGCAUCUGACAUGGCGUUCGACAUUCUGGCAUGUGGAGCUUGUAUUCUGUUCCCUCGCUUGGCCUUCUUUGCAGUAUCGAACAACGUCAUCGUGCUCGCCCUUCGUGCAAUGAUCACGGACUUUAUCUUUUUUAUAAGCAUCGCCGCUAUCUGCUUCUCAGGCUUGCUUUUCACGCUUCAUAGUCUUGCUUCGGAAACCUGGAGCGUGAAAGCCAUCGCAUGGCUAAUGGUGCAAAUCUGGUUUGGUAACACAUAUCUUAGCUUUGGCCAAGCGUCUAGUUUCCACCCGCUCUUUGGUCCAAUCCUGAUGACCUGCUUUGCGGCGUUGUCGAACACACUGUUACUGACGAUUUUGAUUUCUAUCCUCUCGAACACCUUUGCAAGGAUUGAUGCGAAUGCUAACCAAGAGUACCUAUUCCAAUUCGCCAUUACCACCAUUGAGGGGGUCAAGUCCGACGCUCUAUUUAGCUAUCAGCCUCCCUUUAACCUCUUCGCGUUCAUCAUUCUGUGGCCUUUGAGUUUCGUUGUCACACCGAGGAGAUUGCAUUCGACAAAUGUGUUCCUCAUUAGACUCACAUCAUUCCCAACGCUCAUCGCAAUCGGAGUCUAUGAACGCUACUUACGAGAAGGACAGAAAUGGCGAGAAUCAAGCUCAGACGCUUACAGCAGCUUUUCCCGUAAGAUGAAGAAUGUGCCCAUUUUGGAGCACCUUGUUGGUUCCAGCUCGACAGAUCUCUACGAAGCUAUUUUUGACGUUGAGGACCACCACUCUUUCCACGGUCUCUUCCCAGACUCUGAUGACGAAGAGCAUGACCUGCAUGCUUUACGCUCCACCGUAUCGCAAGAUAGUAUUCGACCACCUUCAAUAACCAUCUCUAGACCUUCGAUAUCCAGAUCCCAGCCACCGGAUUCACGACAACCAUACGGUGCAGCGAACCCUCCUCAAACACCUCAGUCAACAAGAAGCUAUAGACAAGAACGUGCCACGGGUUCGCCAACAGGUUCUCCCCGACCUCGCCGAGUGUCAAUGCUGCCCUCUUUGAGCCAGAUCCAACCGUCUAAUUCAGGAGAAAUCCCAACUGCCGGGCCUGGGAGUCCUUUAAGCAAACUCUUCACUGGACGAAAGGGGGCUUCCACAUCACAGGUCGACAAGGCGAUAGCUGCCAGUGCCAACGCUGAAGCCGCCAUCAGACGUGUCGAGACCCUUGUAGAAGAUAUCCGAGCUUUGCCUGUGAAUAGGCUCAAAGACGAGAUGAAGGAACUCCAGGAUCGUCAAGCCCGAAUCGAAAAUUUGCUACUUGUGCUUACCCGAGGCAUGCGGAAUGAGACACCGACAGGGCUUCCAUCAUCAGUCCGACAUGACACUAUGUAGGCCCUCCUUGUUGACGCUGUUAUCCGAUGACUGCCGGCAGUCGGAGGUAUUAUAGCUUUCACUCGUUUUCUUCCAAGUGCUCUGUUGCUUUGUUACUUUCUCGGACAGUGUAUGGUACAUACCAGGUCUUGUCUUCUCAGUGUAGUAUUUGCAUCAAUCGUUAUCGUUUUGGCAGUUGUAGAUUUGGAAGCUACACAAACUG